Molecule: messenger RNA, 1023 nt
Organism: Ostreobium quekettii
Lineage: Eukaryota; Viridiplantae; Chlorophyta; Ulvophyceae; Bryopsidales; Ostreobiaceae
Source: the annotation of a GenBank genome assembly
AUGUCGGCAAAGCUCCCCCGGGUCCCGUUGGGACAGCAGGGCAUGAUGGUGUCCGCCCAGGGCUUGGGCUGCAUGGGCAUGAGCGCCGCUUAUGGGGGAUACGAGGGCGAGGAAGCGCAGUCGGAGGCCCUGGCUGUCAUCGACAGGGCGCUGGAACUCGGGUGCACGUGCCUGGACACCGCGGAAGUUUACGGCCCGUACACGAACGAGGAGCUUGUCGGGCGUGCAAUCAAGGGCAGAGCCGAUCAAUUUCAAGUCUGCACGAAAUUCGGCUUCAAAUUUGGGGAUGGCCAGUUUACGGGUUUCGACUCGACUCCAGCCAAUGUGCGGAAAGUCUGUGAGGAGAGCAUGAAGCGGCUUGGGGUCGAUUGCAUCGAUCUCUUCUACCAGCACCGUGUGGAUCCCAAUACGCCCAUUGAAGACACCAUCCGUGAAUUGAAGGCUCUUGUGGAAGAGGGCAAGGUGAAGUACAUUGGUCUUUCAGAGGCAAGUGCUGCAGACAUCCGGAAGGCACACGCCAUUCAUCCCAUCACCGCAUACCAGCUGGAGUGGUCACUGUGGACAAGAGAUGCAGAGAAGGAGAUCAUACCCACCUGCAGGGAACUGGGUAUCGGCCUUGUUGCUUACAGCCCCCUUGGGAGAGGUUUCUUGACUGGGGCAAUAGCAAAGCCAGAUGACCUAAGCGAGGAUGACUGGCGACGAUCGAACCCGCGGUUCACUGCUGAAGCAAUGGAAAAGAACAAGGUCUUGGUCGACAAAGUGAGGGCGAUUGCUGAGAAGAAGGGUUGCACAGCUGCCCAGGUGGCACUAGCGUGGGUGCACCACCAAGGGAGUGAUGUGGUGCCGAUCCCUGGCACAAAGAGGGUCAAAUACCUGCUAGACAACAUUGGUGCUUAUAACGUGAAGCUUUCGGCAGAAGAUAUGGAGGAGUUGAAUUUUGCAGGGGAAGGCGUUGCUGGUGAUCGUUACACCACUGAGCACAUGAAGGCCUUUACGUUCCACUAUGGCGCAGCCAACGUUUGA